AUGUUGGAGGGAAAGCUCGCAAACGCAGGACUUAUCAAGAAAAUCAUCGAAUCGAUCAAGGAAUUGGUUGAUGAGGCAACUUUUGAUUGCUCUAGAACUGCUAUCAGUCUUCAAGCCAUGGAUUCAAGUCAUGUCGCUAUGGUUUCGCUCAAACUGAAGGUUGGUUUUGAGGUGGAAAAUUUGGGAUUUCUGGAAAGAAAAUGAGCAAUAUAGGGCUGCAAAUUUUGGAUUUUUGGAUGAAAAACAAAUUAGCUGAUUUUUUAUACUUUCUAAUUAUCUCAUCUCAAAUAUGCUCAUUUCUAAAGUUUCAAUUUCAGGCAAGCUUAUUCGAAACAUAUCGAUGCGACCGAAACAUCAAUUUGGGACUCUCAUUGGCAAAUAUGUCAAAAGCAUUGAAGUGUGCCAACAACGACGAUAAAUGUAUCUUCAAAUACACCGAAAAAGACGGUGAUGCAAUUGUGUUCACAUUCGCCAAUCAAAAACAAGACAAAACUCAAGAUGUCACUGUCAAAAUGAUGGAUAUUGACAGCGAACACUUGGACGUUCCUGAUCAAGAAUAUUCGGUUGUUUGUGAGAUGCCAGCUGCUUAA
Molecule: messenger RNA, 590 nt
Organism: Caenorhabditis angaria
Lineage: Eukaryota; Metazoa; Nematoda; Chromadorea; Rhabditida; Rhabditidae
Source: the annotation of a GenBank genome assembly